Messenger RNA from Hemicordylus capensis (graceful crag lizard), 8550 nucleotides. RefSeq lists its product as uncharacterized. The coding region runs from base 1 to 8550 and encodes 2849 amino acids. The transcript has 58 exons. Gene Ontology annotation, biological process: lipid transport. Lineage: Eukaryota; Metazoa; Chordata; Lepidosauria; Squamata; Cordylidae. The record is from RefSeq and is a predicted model, not a curated record. Gene Ontology annotation, molecular function: lipid carrier activity.
AUGAUGGAACUGCAGCGCAUAAGCAUCUUAUUUUGCACUUUGGCUGUGAGCGUCUCAAGACGAGCCCCAGAGAAUUUAAGUCAGGAGGCCUUGUGCACGUCUCAGUGUACUGGAUUCAGUGGACCGAAUCUCCCUGCGGGAUCCAGAUUCAGCUACCGAUAUUCAACUGCCACUCACACACUCCUUCAAGGAAGGGCGUACACAAAGAGUGGCACCUCCCUGGAAAGCACCGCUGUUGUCGAAGUGCUAGCCAAAUGCCACAGAGUUCUAAAACUGCGUGAUGUCCAGAUCAAGACGACUUUUGAAUCCGGAGAGAAGCUGAUCAAGGAAAAUGGCAGACUAAGGGAAGCCCUGGAGCAAUAUCCACUCUUGUUUUGUGUUCAUGACGGGAGGAUUCUGAAGAUCUUCCCCCAGGAGAGCGAACCGACAUGGGCGCUCAACAUCAAGCGAGGUAUCCUCAGUGUUCUGCAGACAUCAUCAACAACCGCUGGCAACAGCAGUGUGGAUGAGUCCCAGCAACAGCUCCUGUCAUCGAACCUUGAAUGUGUUCAGAGGUUUGACGAAACGAUCCUGGCAGAAGCCAAAUGUACCGAAUACCAUCUCAUUGCCCCUUUGGCAACCAAGGGCAGAGGCGGAGUGAAGACACAGACCCAGACAGCAAUGAAGCUCUUUCGGGUGGAAGUGGACUUUUCCUUUGAGAGAGUGGACACUAAGAACAUCUAUGAGAGCACCCUGCUGUAUGAACAAGAAAACACAGCAAGAUGGUCCAGAGAGGAGGAGGUGGCUGAAACUCUGCAGAGGCUGUGUAUGAAACCUAGUGUGAAUUCAGAGUCCACAGACCUCUUCAUGACGUUGGUCUUUGAGCUUCAGCAUCUCACUUCCGAUGCUUUAAUGAGCCUGUGGCGCAGAACUUCGAUCGAGUGCAAAGACAACUGGCAACCGCUCCUGGACGCUCUCCCCUCCUGUGCAACCGAAGCCUGUGUUGUCCUAAUGAAAGAGAUGAUUGUUUCUGGAGAAGUGGAAGAAGACAAAAUUGAAUCAUUCUUUUGGUCGCUCUCCUUCAUUCCUGAGCCCACAGCAGGCAUGAUUGAUGUACUGGCUUCUUUGCUCCAGUUACCAAGUGGAAGACAGAGCGCCUUUUUAGGAAUCUCUUCCCUGGUGCAUCACUUCUGCGCCGUGAGAAAUGACUGUGACCAGGAGCCUGCGGUGUGGGGAAUAAUGAAGAUUCUAGAAGGAUACUUGGGACGAACAUGUAUCGUGCACGAAUCAGAGGAGAAUCGCCAGGUGGAGCUCGUUUUAAGAGCAAUUGGAAAUGCAGGCCUGGCAGCCGCACGCCUGACCCCCGUCUUGAGUUCCUGCGCCCAGCUGAAAAGCAACCCUGUGGGGAUUCGACUGGCUGCUGUCGAAGCCUUCCGGCGCAUUCCUUGUGCGGCAAAUCGCACUGUAUUAGUCCACCUGUAUCAAACCUACAAUGAAGAUGUAGAAAUAAGAAUUGCUUCUUAUCUUAUGGCCAUGAACUGUCCAGGAGGCGAAUUAUUUAGCCAAAUUAAAUGGACUUUGCAGGAGGAGAAGUCUAGUCAAGUGGGUUCUUUUGUCUGGAGUCAUCUCUCUCAGCUCUUGGAGACCAAUGAUCCCCUGAAACAGCAUCUUAAGAAUGCCCUUCCUGAUGAGAUCCUUAGCAAAGAGUUUGAUGGGGAGACAUGGAAGUUUUCUUCCUAUUCGGACGUCACUUUACAUUCAGCAGCAGCAAGUGCAAAUGUGGAGGGCAGGCUCAUCUUUUCACCUGCAUCUUUUAUCCCAAGGACGAUAGCAACCAACUUGACCAUCCAUGUGCUGGGACGGGCUAUCAAUCUCUUGGAGCUUGUUGUAAGACUGGAGAACAUGGAAGAUGCUGUGCAGAAAUUCUUUGGCUUCCAUCCGGUCCAAAGCACUAAAGCAAGGCGUUCCCAACCGGAACCUCCCCUAGAGAUGACACGGAAGACCCAGCGGCAUAAGCGGGCAUCCAAGAGACACAGCCUUGGGAAUCAUCUCCCUUCUAAAGAGAGCAAGCCCAAGCUGAGAGGGGGAAGGCAGAGCUGCCCAAAUGGACACUACAGCGAGAUGAGUGAGUUAGUGAAAAAGUUCACCAAAAGAAUGGGAAAGAAGAAGAAACCGAAAUGUGUUCUGAGCAUAAGAAUAUUUGGGAACGAGCUCACCAUUGUGGACUGUGGAGAGCUAAGAAGUCAGGCGAAACGCUACUACCUGAACUUGGCAGAGCUAGUGGUCAAGCUGCUCAAGGGCCAAGAAGUCCAGUUUAAUAAAAGGCUGAGUCUGGGAAGGGAAGAGCUGCUGUUCCCAGCCAUCUCGGGACUGCCAGUCCUUCUGGCUCUAAACAUCUCGGCAGCAGUCAACGUGACCAUCAAAGGCAAUAUGGACUUCAAGCAACGGAACCAUUUCUUCAUCAACGGCUACAUCAAGCCAAGUGCUAACCUUCAGAUUUCUGCCCAGAUGGGAACGGUAGGCAUGCUGGGGACAAGUGGUUUGACCUGGGCCAGCGGAAUCAGGUCGUCAACUGGCCUUGAUGGAGGGAUCCAGGUGAAAAGGGGGAAAGAGUUUAAGGUCUUUUUGAAUACUCCUGAAGACUCUAUGGAAAUGGUGUAUUUCAGCUCCCAACUGUACGUAAUGACCGUGGAUGGAAGGGAACCUGUUGAUCAUUUCCCUGGCCAUGUCGAAAUGAAAUCAUGCACAAAUGAGGGAGUAUCCAAGAUGUUUGGCUGGCAGUUGUGCUCUGAGAUUUCUUACCCGAAUGAGGAUACUACUGGAUUUUUCAUCUUCCCAUUCCACGGACCAAUAAAAGUAGCCAUGACAUUGGCGAAGAAGGACAGGAGCUUACACCAAUACUUAUUGAAAGCAGCAUAUAAUUAUAUUUCUCAGAAAGGCUCUUGGAUCCCAAAUGAAGCGGGCUUCCAUUUCUUUAUUGGGACUCCACAAUCAGAACUCAAAAGAGAUGUUGCUGUUGACUUGUAUUUUAACAUCCCCCAGAAGACAUUCAGAAUUGAAUUUAUUCAGCCCAUGAAAAAAAUCCAGAUGAAUGGAAAAAUUGAAGCCUCAAGAAACUCACGUGUCGGACACUUGGAAAUGAUCCUAGAUGACAAAGAUGCCUAUUAUGUUAAGGUUAAAACAGAUCUGCAGACUGUAAGCGGAGAACAGAGAUACACAACCCAACUGGAAGCAAAGCUGCGAAAAAGUGGGAGUCCCAUCAUUCUUUCUGGAAACGUCACAAAGCAACCUGGCAAGAAAAUGGCACUUUCAAUAUCCUUGAUCAACUUACUGAAGGAUGCAGCUUUCCUUUCGGUCUGUUUGGAGAAAAAGAACGAGGAUAAGCUGAGGCAGUACUCAUUGGAAGGAGAAACCCACAUUCCGGGCGUUCUUGGGUCUCAUGUCAUUGGGCUUCUGCAACAACGAGGACAUCUAUGGUCAAAUGCCCUGAGAGUUAAAUAUGGAUUGUUUGGAGAUGCAAAAAACCUUCAGCAUGAAUGCAACAUGGGUCAGAUGUUAAAAGUGGGAAACGGCCCACAUGAUACCUACAGACUGGAUCUGGAACAUGAACUUUACUGCACUCAGAUUCUAGCAUAUAAUCAUAAGGUCAGUUUGCAUCACGAAGAAUCUGCACCUCAACUUUACUCCAAACUGGAGGUGAACUAUGGAAAACACUGGGAUGAAAUCAACAACAAAAGAAGAGUGUUGAUCAGCCAGACGUUUAAGAAUAAUUCUUACGCAUCUCUGGCAAGCUAUUUCAUGGAGUUUACAGUUCAAGUGCUUGAAAAGCAAGUGGAUUACAGGACUCAGUUCCAGCACACACAUUCCACAAUGAGUUACGUGGAAAGCAGCACCAGCUUUAAGGUGCAGUAUACCAACUAUAUGCCAUUUGUGGCCGAACUGCAGUGGAAGGAUAUGUCCAGGUAUCAUCUGAAGAAAUGGGAAGGCACCUUCAACAUGGACACACCCUGGCUGUAUCUGUACAUAGCUCACAAAUUACAGCAACCCCAGCGGUCUGCUUAUUUAUCUACUGUGGAGUUUACGACUGGGAAAGCCCUCAUUGUCAAAGGCCUGGUGGUGGAAAUCUUCUGUAAAAACAAAGAUAACGAAAAGGAAGCGCGGAUUCGGAUCCAUACGCCGACUACUACCUACCUGCGGCGAGGGGGGAAUGAAGAAAACACCCAGCCGAUAAUGAAGCUGGCUGGGAGUGGGGCUGACUGGAGCUCGGGAGAAGUGGAGAGGGACCACAAGACUCUGCCGGUUGUGCUACAGCUUCAGGCUCAGAUAGAAGAAGUGAGGAAGGAGAAGAUGCUGUACCAAAAAUGUGGGACCCUCCACUUCAGGCAUCCAUUUAAACUGCCCAUUCCACAAAGCUUCCUUCUCCAAGAAACCUUUACUGUGAACAAAAAGGAGAAGCAUUAUUUCUUGGAAACCAAAGUUUUGAUCAAUGGUCUGGAAGAGUCAGUUCAAACUCUCACGCUUGGUUAUGAGGCUGAAAAUCCACAUAUCUGUGCUGGGUUGACUCAUCCUUACAACAGCGAGAUUUUCCCGCAAAACGUAGACGCUUGCGCAACUACUCGGAAUCUCAGCAGUGCUAAAUGUGAGGUUGAAGCAACCUUGAAGAUCAAUAAGAAAGAUGUACUCAGCAUCCUAGGCAAGUACCAGAACAAAUCCAGUGGGGCCAGUUCCCAUCAUCUAGGACAGGUGGAGAUGACUCAUUCAUUCCAGGCCCAUGCUACUGCAAGCUGUUAUGGCAGGAAUGGUCUCAAUGGCUCCUUUUACCUUCGUUCCAGUGGAAAGGAUCUGGUCCUGCUGGAGACCAGUGUCAACAGAGAGGUGAAGAAGGAGGCCAGAGUCUUGGGAGUGAGCGUUGUUCUGAGACAGACAGUUCUGACACCGUUCAAAUAUCUGGGACUGCAGCUCAUGGGCAAAAUGUUGCCAUCAAGUGUUCAGCACAACAUCGAUGGCUUAAAGUGCAUCCUACCUCAGCACUUCUCCCUGAAUGGCUCUCUGAAGCGGAAGAAAAACAUCCAUGAAGGCAUUAUGAAGCUGAUCAUUGACCAGUCAGAGUACGGGCUGCAUCUCCGGAACAGGAACAUGUUUGGGAAUGCAAGCUUGCAUAACAUCAUUGUGGCGUUGACUCAGAAUGGAAGCCAAGCAUUCCCAUCCGAGGCAAAGCUGAGAGGACAGCUGGAGCUCCACAGAGGAAUCCAAAGGGGGGCGGCCAGCAUGCAAGUGGACACAGGAGCUCUCUGCAUUGAUAUCUCGAACGUCAUCAGUCAGGAGCAGAUGGGAGUAUCAGGCACACUCACACACAACAUCAGUGCUUUCCACAUGGCAGGGCUUCCUACAGAAAAUAGUAUCACAGCUGUAUACGGUCACCUCACCAACAACCACACAGUCGCUCUAAAACUGGAGGGAGGCAACCAAAGAAUUACUGCUGCAUUUGGAGUUGAGAAGCUGCAUUUACAAGCCCCGAGAGACCAUCUACGCGCAAGCUUCAACCACAACAUUGUAGAGCUGAAGAACCAUGGAAUUCCUUUCACUGUGGAAUGUGUCUGCUAUUACCAAGUUGCUGCUGUCCUGAAAGAUUUCAAGAAUGUAUCCAUGAAGGUUCAGUACGGUUCACACUGGAUCGAUUAUUCUACAAAAGAAGCAGAAGGAAAAGUUUUUAUCCAUAUGGAAAAUGAGGAAUUCCUUGUCUUGACAAAAUUAACAUUCACUGACACCAACCACACACAAGUUGUUCAGCUGAUGCACACAAUGCCUCAGUUAACAAUCCUCCCAAGGCAACUUGUACUCACAACAGCUUUCCAAAAAAGCAGAAGAACCCAGGUAUUAAGAGGCACUGCCUUAUGGGAUGGCAGGGAGGUAAAGUUCACAGGAGCUUACACUGGACUUUCCCCAAAAACAUCCAGAGGCCAUGACAUAAAAGUGGAGAUCCACCAUCCCCUCUCGAUCCCUUUGCCCUGGCAUUCCACACUCAAGGUGCAUGUCGAACAUUCCAUGCGCAGUCACAGGGAUGAGGUUGUCGUUGGCUGGGAUAGCAAGGAACAGAUAAUAGUGUCGUCUUCUCUCAAGAUUGGAAAAGAGCACGCAAAUUACCAUGCUGCCCUUUCCCAGCCUUUUAACUUCACUGUGAAGCAGAUUGAAGUCAGUUCCCUGACUGAAAGCAGAAGAGGCCUAUACAACCAGCAGCUCCAGAGCAUUCUGACAGUUGGAAGCCUUCAGGCCUGCGGAACCAUUGAGCAGACCCCUGUCUUGUUUAAUCAGCACCUAGAUAUGAAGUGGGAUGGGAAAAAAGUCAAGCAAAAUCUGACAUAUGAGAAAGGCAAGCCGUUGCCUCUGGAUAAAAUCCAGUGGGAAGCCCUUGCAGAGAACGUCUUCUUGACUUCAUGUUCCAGUCAACACAUUCUGGGGAAAGUAGAAAUGGACUACUCCACUUGGCUUAAUUAUUACACAAGCCUCCGACUCUGUGACCUCCCAAACGCAAUCACGCUCCUUGGAAAACAUCAGCUAAACAAAGGAGAUUUCCUCUGGCAAUCGGAAGGCAAAUUAAGCCUGGCUGAUGAUGAAGCCUCGAUUUCUGUAGCUCUAAGGAAUCAUAGCAACACCACAGUGAAGAACUAUGCGGCGGAAUUUGCUUUCAAAGCACCCAAAGCUGUUUCGUUAGACGUGACGGGAAGCCUGAUGUCAUCAGCUGCUCAAAGCGAGAUUGUGGUGGAGGGCAUCAUUGACCCCAAAGAGAAAGUGAAACUAAUAGCUUCCAAAGGAAAGGAGUGCGUUCAAUAUUACAUGGGAUAUUUAAAGGGGGAUUCAGAGGAUGGACUUGAACUCGCAGCUUGUACAGAUGGCCAGCAACAGGCUGCUCUUCAUGCCCACCUAGUCGUCAAUGGAGCAAUCCAAGAGGAAGUAGGGAAUUUAGUUCUGGAGGCCACAGACCAAAGCUUGAGCCUGAAGGCCCACGGCUGCGGAAAUCCUGUUAUUAAGAUUGAGUCCAAACUGAAUGAGAUUGCCUCCACCCUACAACACAGACUGCUGGCGAAGAACAAAACCUUGGAGGAAAGCAUUCGGGAUUUCAGAAAAUCGGUGCAGCACCUCGAGUUUCUGUGUGAGGCUGCAGGCUGGCCCUUGAAAGCGUGGCAGGAAAUAGCAGGACUCCUUCAAAGUGGCACAAAGGGAGUCGCACAGAUGUGGAAACAAAGUGGGCUCAAGCCAGUACUGCAGGACCAUCUCCCACUUUACCUGGGGAAACUUCAAGAUAUUGUACAACAGAUGCAGAAUGAGUUGCAAAAGCCAUUAACAACACUGAAGGAGGCCUACUAUGAUGUAACUUUGAAACCCUUGGAUGAAGUGUGGCAGCAGAAGACGGAAGAGUAUCUGAAGAAACUCCAAGCGUUCGUGCCCACCAUUGUUAAGGAUGUGUGGCUGAUGGAACCAAUCCAGGUUUCACUGAGGAUACUGAAAAUUGGCUUAGAUAUGGCGACACAGCAGAUGCUAAGCUGGGCAGAAGCCAAGCUCUCCAGAGCAGUGAGCAAGAUCCAGAAGCCAUUAUCAAACCUGUACAGUUUUUCAGCAAGAAACUGCUCUGUGGCUGUGAGGUUGCCCGUGCUGCCCAGAGGCGAGCCCACGCUGGACCUGGCCCAUGUGGCAAACUACCUCAUUGAAGAGAAGCUGUUGAAACCCCUUUGUGGCCUGUAUCGCAUCAACCCUGCCGCGGAAUAUUACAGAUUCAAACGGAUGAUGAUGGAGAGUCCAUUUGAGCAUCAUGCCUUGCUGAUAGGGAACAGGCAUCUGAGGACGUUUGAUGGGAAAAUGUACAGUCUCACCUCCCAAUGCAGUGUGCUUCUGGCCAAAGAUUUUGUUCAAGAUGCAUUCACCAUAAUAUUAAACCAUGACAGUAAUGGUGCUUCACUACAUAUAGAGAUGAAUGGUACAACUGUCAUCAUCCACCUAGAGAAGAAGAGCUACAAGAGGUACAACUAUUCCCUGAUUGAGAACUGCCAACGUUUCGACAUGCCUCCUGAAGCAAAUGACAUUGCUGUCAAAAGAGACCCAGAUCGCAUAGUGGUAUCUGGUGCCAAUGGAGUUCUGUUUUCAUGUGACUUGCGUUACGACCUCUGUACUUUUACUAUGGAUGGAUGGCAUCAUGGAGUUUCUGCUGGCCUGUUUGGUACCAACGACAAUGAAGCUGGCAAUGAAUGGAUACUUCCAGAUCAUUCUUAUGCUGAUAGCUUGCCGAUAUUCCUGCAUAGGUGGCAGGUGAGCAGCCAGUGCAGCCAGGUGAAGAAGACAGAAAAGCAGUGUCCCAGCAGAACUAGCACCCAAAUCUGUGAAACCUUUUUCCAAGAUUCCAAUUCUGUCUUUAGGAAUUGCUUUCAAGUAGUGGACCCUGACCCAUUCUACCACCUGUGCACAGUUGACAUGUGUGCACUACACCAUGUAAAACCAGCCUGCACCUUGGUGGCUGCAUUUGUGCACUUAUGCAAUAGAAACUUUGUUCCUUUAGAGAUGCCGCUUCAGUGUGUUUGA